Messenger RNA from Nicotiana attenuata, 1239 nucleotides. RefSeq names its product homeobox-leucine zipper protein HAT22-like. Bases 191 to 988 code for a protein of 265 amino acids. Gene Ontology annotation, biological process: regulation of DNA-templated transcription. The record is from RefSeq and is a predicted model, not a curated record. The transcript is spliced from 3 exons. NCBI's taxonomy places the organism in Eukaryota, Viridiplantae, Streptophyta, Magnoliopsida, Solanales, Solanaceae. Gene Ontology annotation, molecular function: DNA-binding transcription factor activity, RNA polymerase II-specific; sequence-specific DNA binding.
UUCCUCAGUUUCCCUUUCAACAAACCCAAGCGCUACGCCUAAUUCGGUAGCCCCAAGUCUCUUACAAUAUAUAUCCCACAACUCCUCCUCUCUUUUCCACCAUUCCUCACAAGAAAAACUAAAGUUAACACUUGUUUCUUUUUCUUUUCAAUUCAACAUUCCUCCUCACUGGUCUUCUUUUCACACAUAGAUGGGUAGUUUUGAUGAUAUUUCUAACACAGGCCUGGUUUUAGGAUUAGGCUUUUCCACAAGGGUUGAUCAGAAAUCAACAAAAAUACUACUGGCCGGCAAAGGGCCGUCUCUUGGCUUUGAACCGUCACUAACGUUAAGCCUUUCCGGUGAUCCUACCUAUAAUGAACAGCAGCAGGCAGCUAAGAAGGUUAAGAAUGAUCAUCAAUCGGCCGAUUUGUAUCGACAAGACAGUGCAGCUUCCUCCUACUCUAAUGCUAGCGUGAAAAGGGAGAGAGACGCUGGUAGUGAAGAGACAACGACUGAGGUAGAGAGACUUUCCUCCAGAGUUAGCGAUGAAGAUGAUGAUGGUUCUAACGCUAGGAAGAAACUUAGGCUCAGUAAAGCACAAUCUGCUCUUUUAGAGGAAAGCUUCAAGCAACACAGCACUCUCAAUCCUAAGCAAAAACAGGACUUAGCCAGGGAUCUGAAUCUAAGGCCUCGUCAGGUUGAAGUCUGGUUCCAGAACAGAAGAGCCAGAACAAAGCUGAAGCAAACAGAGGUAGACUGUGAGUUCCUGAAAAAAUGUUGCGAGACGCUAACAGAGGAAAACAGGAGGCUUCACAAGGAAUUGCAAGAACUGAAGGCUGUAAAAAUAGCGCAACCUUUGUACAUGCAGCUGCCGGCGGCCACGUUAACCAUGUGUCCUUCUUGCGAGAGGAUCGGCGGCGUCGGAGAAAAUCCAUCGAAGAAUCCAUUCACUUUGGCUCAGAAGCCUCACUUCUACAAUUCCUUCACCAAUCCAUCAGCAGCUUGUUAAGUAGAGGGCAUAUAUAAAUAAUAUACUCUCUAAUAGUAUAUGAUAUCAAUAUCAUCUUUAGAAUAUCUCCCAAAGCCGCCACUUUUUUUGGUUAAGGCCUUGUAUGAAAUCAACUGACUAGUGCAGUUGUAUGUGUAGAGUUAGAAUUAAGGUCACUAAUCAAUCAUUUUAAUUUGUUUCUUAUGAUCAUAUUAUAAGUCUGUAAAUAGUUAAGGAAUAUAAUACAUAUGGAUGGAUUAUUAUUUAUAUUA